Messenger RNA from Trichoderma breve, 1623 nucleotides. Its product is annotated as carboxylesterase family domain-containing protein. The transcript has a single exon. The record is from RefSeq and is a predicted model, not a curated record. Bases 1 to 1623 code for a protein of 540 amino acids. NCBI's taxonomy places the organism in Eukaryota, Fungi, Ascomycota, Sordariomycetes, Hypocreales, Hypocreaceae.
AUGCGAAAAUUUAGACUUUUUGCUGCGGCUGUCCUUGGGGGCCUAGUGCAACAUGCCCGAAGCGACCUUAUUGAGUCGAGCGUCAGUGUGAAUGGAGGAGUAUUUCAGGGAAUUCCUAGAACCGCAGCUGGUGUCUUGGAGUUCCUCGGAAUUCCCUUUGCGGCACCACCAGUCGGGAGCCUGCGCUGGAAACCUCCCCAGCCCCCUCUCAACUUGAACGGAACUCGCCAAGAUGCCACAGCAUUCGGACACAGUUGUUACAGCGCUGUGCUAGCCCCCGAUCUCGCCGAUCCUGCGGACCAGAGUGAAGAUUGUCUCACAGUGAAUAUAUGGACAACGGCAACAGACACAACAGAAAAAAAGCCAGUGAUGGUUUGGAUAUACGGUGGAGGCUUCCAAUUUGGAGCUUCCAAUAGGCCAUUGUAUAAUGGAGCUAAGCUUGCACUAGAUGGUGUAAUCCUGGUGAGCUUCAACUAUCGUCUGGGAGUUCUCGGGUUCCUGGCACUAUCGGAGCUUGACGAUGAAGGUAGCGGCUCUACCAACUUUGGCCUUCAGGACCAGCUAGCCGCCCUUCGUUGGGUCCGAGAUAACAUUUCACUAUUUGGAAGAGACCCUGAAAAUGUUACAAUAUUUAAAAAAUCUGCAAGAUCACAUUCGGUCAGUUUGCUAUUGGCAUCACCUCUCUCAACUGGGUUAUUUCAUAAGGGUAUUCUGGAGAGUGGCGCGUACUGGGAAAGCGAUCACGGAUCCCUUACGACUUUCUCCGAAGCUCGCCAGAGAGGUCUAGCCCUGCAGCAAAAACUCAAUGCAUCGUCCGUUGCAGAAUUGCGAUCUCUUCCUGCAGAAGAAGUGAACAAUGCGGCCUUAUGGGACCUAAGCACUGACCCCGGGGCCACCGUCUUCGCACCUAGCAUCGAUAAUUACGUUGUUCCUACAGCACCAAGUGUCGUGUUUGACCACGGAGAUGAACAGAAGGUGCCUAUCCUGGCUGGCUUCAAUGCUCGCGAAGAGGAUUUUUUUCUUGCACAUUCCUUGCCUCACCAGACACCUGAGGACUACGUAUCGUCUGCAGGAACUUUUUUUGGCAACAGAACAAAUGAUGCACUACAACUAUAUCCUGGAUCAACAUAUGUCCAAGCCAAUGACUCCGCAAACGCUCUCGCUGGCGAUCUGGUUAUCCGUCAGCAAACUUGGGAAGCUCUUGAUAGGCAUGUGCGAGUAGGGGGCCAGAAAGGAUAUGGCUACUACUUUACAUACAGUUCUCCCUACUCUCCAUUGGCUAUGCAUACCGCAGAAAUAAACUAUGUCUUUGGUAACAUGGGGCCAAACGAAAGUUUUACCUAUACUCCUCCUCUUUCUCCAGCUGCCUCUGGAGACAUGGAGAUGUCGGAGACGAUACGAUCUUAUUGGACCAACUUCGCCAAAGCUGGGGAUCCGAAUGACCCAAAUGGAAAUCUUCCAUAUUGGCCUAGCUAUACCGGCUACGGCAAUUGUUUCCUCGAGCUAGGUAAUCUAGCUCACGCUAUCAAUACUCCUGACAUAGAUCGUUUCCGGUUUAUCCGUAGUUUGCGGACAAAUAGCAUCUUGCCUUUAAGCUGGCGUAAUCGGGUUUAUGAUAAUUAA